This is a messenger RNA of Coregonus clupeaformis (lake whitefish), 1781 nucleotides long. It is a transcript of the gene tmem86a, whose product is annotated as transmembrane protein 86A. Lineage: Eukaryota; Metazoa; Chordata; Actinopteri; Salmoniformes; Salmonidae. The transcript is spliced from 3 exons. The coding region runs from base 119 to 832 and encodes 237 amino acids. The record is from RefSeq and is a predicted model, not a curated record. Gene Ontology annotation, cellular component: membrane.
UACGCAUCACAAAGACUACAGCAAUUUUAGUGAACUGUACAGUGCGGAAAACGGCUGCAGCGCAGUGUAGCACUCUCCAGUUCCUUUGCGAAUAUUAACUACAGUGAUCGAUUGAGAGAUGGUUUCGCCAGUGACAGUGGUGAAGAGUGAGGGCCCUAAGCUGGUGCCCUUCUUCAAGUCUACCUGUGUCUACUUUGUCCUGUGGCUACCAACCUCUAGCCCUUCUUGGUUCAGCGCCCUCAUCAAGUGUCUACCCAUCUUCUGCCUGUGGCUCUUCAUGCUUGCCCACGGCUUCAGCUUCUUAGGUGCCCACUCCAGUGCCCGCAAGAUUCUGGCCGGACUCAUCUUCUCUAGCCUGGGAGACGCCUUUCUCAUCUGGCAGGAGGAGGGCUACUUUAGCCAUGGUCUGCUGAUGUUCGCCAUCUCCCACAUCCUCUACUCCUCGGCCUUCGGUAUGAAGCCCCUGAACCCGCUUGCCGGCCUGGUGAUCGGCGCCAUAUCGGCCGUGAGCUACGCCCUGCUCUACCCCUACCUCUCAGGCCCCUUCACCUACCUGGUGGGGGUCUACAUCGCCCUGAUCGGCUUCAUGGGCUGGCGGGCCGUGGCCGGCCUGCAGUUGGCCAAUGAUCUGUGGACCUGGACCAAGAUGUCGGCAUGCCUGGGCGCUGUGCUCUUCAUGGUCUCCGACCUCACUAUUGCCGUUAACAAGUUCUGCUUCCCUGUGCCGCACUCACGCGCCAUCAUCAUGGCCACCUACUACGCCGCGCAGAUGCUGAUCGCGCUCUCCGCCGUCGAGUGCCAGGAUGUGAAGACGGCGAGGAAGAGGGCAUGAAGAGGAGAGAGCGAGGUCGCGAAAUGUGAUCAAGAAGAUGUGAACGGGGCAGCCAAUCCCCCUUGUUUUUGUCAUGGACAUAUUCCAGAGACAGUUACCCCCCAAACCCCUGCUUUGGUUGUAGCGUCGCAUUCACACACCCUUGUUACCAUGGAAACUAGUGUACUACCACCAGCCUGCCCCAUGGCUAGUGGGACAGGCAAAGACCCUAGUUACCAUGGAGACAAGUGCACUACCUUUAACCCCCAACUACUGCCCUACAGUUCUCGUAGAUACAUCCUAGUUACUAGAGAGUAGUGCACUACAACUCCCCCACCUCACUGCCUAGGAUUUUGGUACAGAUGACCAUACAGAUCACCAUGUCAAGGUUUGUGUGUGCGUGCGUGUGUAUUAGGUUAGAGCAUUCAUACUAUAUAACCUACAGAUGAGUGUGAAUUGUCAUGACCUGCUACAAUAAUAGCACUUCUUCAUUCUGUCCCCCGGUCAUUGGCUGCCCCCUCCCCCUCCAGCCCAUUUACAGUAUAAUGUGGUCCAAUAUUGCAAAUUCAAAUGGGUGUGCUUUCCUGUGGAGUAUUGUCUUUGCCACUAUUUUAUCACCAUUCUUUUAUUUAUCUCUGAGAAGGUAGUUGUUUUAGUGAAGAAGUUUGCACAUCUCGACUCGUUAUGGGGGAGGUAGUGUCCACUCUAUUGCUGUCUGUUCUCAUGUAUUUAGGUACUCAGUCAGGAGCACAUCCACCCCCCUUUUUACUGAUUUUAGUCUCUUCCAUUUCACUCAAGACAGCCAAACUGCCUUUUGUACUUCUGCACACCACACUCUUAUCAGAAUACAUCCUCUCUCCUGUGUCUAUGAGCCUAUGAAAAUUGCCCUGAAUGUCUGCCAUGUGAUAAGAAGAGAGAAUUUACCUAGCUUGCUGUUGCUAACUAAUUUAAACAUUGGGUUGCUAUUUUA